AUGAGAACUGAUUUCAAUCGUCACGGACCACCUAGGUUCAAAGGCGAGGUGGAACUGGAGAAGGCUGAUCUGUGGAUCCAGGAGAUGGAUAAAAUAUUUGAGACGCUCCACACUCCUGAUGCUGAAAGAGUGAAGCUGGCCGCCUUUAUGCUGAAGGGCGACGCCGAGUAUUGGUGGAGAAGCGCAAGACAGCUGAUGACUGCAAAUCAUGAGGCCAUUACUUGGGAGUCUUUCAAAAGGGCUUUCAUGGACAAGUACUUUCCCGAGAUGGAGGACCCGUUCGCUCAAGACAGAGCCAAUCAGGAAGUUAUGGUGGACAGAAAGCUGCUGGAAGAUUUGACAAGGGGGCACUAUGCGAAUGAAUGUGGAAAGGAGAUCGUGUACUGGAAGUGUCUGAAACCAGGGCACGUCGAGAGGAACUGCCCUAAUGCUGCAAAACCCAAGCCAGUGUUGAACACCGCUAGGGGAAGGCGACCUUCUGCUCCAGGUCUUGUGUUUGCAAUCUCUGGCGAACAUGCUGCUAUAACUGAUGAUCUUAUCCAGGGUAUGUGCAUUAUCGCUGAAACUUCAUUAAUGGUGUUAUUUGAUUCUGGUGCUACGCACUCAUUCAUUGCUAAGGAGUGUGUGAAGAAAUUAGGAUUGCUAACUGCUGACUUACCGUUCGAUUUGGUGGUGACGACCCCUGCCGCCGAUCGAUUAGUUACGCGCACGGCAUGCUUGCAGUGUCCGUUAAUCUAUGAGAAUCGAACGUUCCUUGCGAAUCUCGUCUGCUUAGGAAUUAAGGAGCUCUAUGUGAUUCUGGGAAUGGAUUGGUUAACACAGUAUCACGUUCUCUUGGACUGUGCUAACAAGGCCGUUGUCUUUCCAGAUUCAGGCGUUACGGAUUACUUGAAUUCGUACUCCUUGGGAAGGAGUUCACCAGCAUUUGUGAAUUCUCUUGUAGCGGAAGCGAAGAACGACGGCGAUGUACGCAACAUUUUGGUGGUACAAGACUUUGUGGUUGUGUUUCCAGGAGAUGUGCCCGGAUUACCACCGGUAAGAGAAAUAGAGUUCUCUAUUGAUAUUAUGCCCGACACGGGAUCAAUAUCAAUGGCGCCUUAUCGGAUGGCACCAGCGGAGUUGACGAAUUUAGGAAAGCAGUUGGAUGAUCUGUCUUCCAAGGGAUUUAUCAGACCGACUGUGUCGCCGUGGGGAGCACCUGUGCUGUUGGUGAAGAAGAAGGAUGGGAAGUCCAGACUGUGCGUGGACUACUGA
Messenger RNA from Lotus japonicus, 1254 nucleotides. RefSeq lists its product as uncharacterized. The coding region runs from base 1 to 1254 and encodes 417 amino acids. The transcript is spliced from 2 exons. NCBI's taxonomy places the organism in Eukaryota, Viridiplantae, Streptophyta, Magnoliopsida, Fabales, Fabaceae. The record is from RefSeq and is a predicted model, not a curated record.